Molecule: messenger RNA, 1456 nt
Organism: Cucurbita maxima (winter squash)
Lineage: Eukaryota; Viridiplantae; Streptophyta; Magnoliopsida; Cucurbitales; Cucurbitaceae
Exons: 2
Coding region: 1-1329 (442 amino acids)
Molecular function (GO): protein binding
Source: RefSeq, a predicted model, not a curated record
AUGGCGUUAGCUUCAUCUUCAUUUACCAAAAUGAAAAUGUUGCCAAAGUUGUUAUUGUUCGCGUUUCUCAUUUUUCAGUUCUCGUUAGCUAAAAUUGGGCCGCCCCGACCCAACCCAACCAUCACACGGAUCCGACCAAGGCCACCGCUGAUCCCACCGUGCGUUAAGCUAAUGCCACGCCGCCCCAAAACCAACCCGGGACCUCUAGCCAAUGGAGCCACAAUCCUUCACAUAACUCAAGAGCUCAAAAGGAACAUCACUUACGACCCAUUUGGGUACACCAAGACAUGGGUCGGCGACAAUUACUGCCUCUUCAAAGGCUUCUUUUGCGACGUCGUUCCGGAUCUCAAUAUCACUGGCCUGUCCUCCAUUGACUUCAGUGGGGCCAGAUUUGGUGGGCAGUUCUUGAACUUCUACCGCUUCAUUCGUAACCUGCCGGAUAUUGCUAUCUUUCAUGCUAAUUCCAAUAACUUUAGUGGCGUUAUCAAGCGGAAUAUUAACAAGUUGCGGUUCCUGUAUGAGCUUGAUUUGAGUAACAAUAAGUUCCUUGGUGGGUUUCCUGGGUCUGUUCUUGGAGCCAAUAAAUUGUCGUUUGUGGACUUUCGUUUCAAUGGUUAUAAUGGUUCGGUGCCGUAUCGGUUGUUUAAUAUUGACACUGAUGUGCUGUUUAUUAACAACAAUGGGUUCACUGGGACGAUCCCGGCAGCUACGUUCGGUAACACGCCCGCACUCUAUGUCACACUUGCUGCCAACAAGUUUACAGGUCCAAUCCCACCAACAAUUGGGCGGGCGUGGAGGACUCUACGCGAGGUACUAUUCUUAAAAAACAGGCUCUCCGGUUGUCUGCCGUUCGAGAUAGGUUAUUUAGUAAAAGCCACAGUGUUGGACGCCAGCUCAAACAUCAUAACAGGUCCAAUACCCAAGUCCUUAGGCUGCCUAUUCAGUUUGCAAAUCCUUAACUUAGCCAACAACCACUUGUACGGAGCCAUUCCAGAGUCCCUCUGCAGCCUCCCACACGUCUACAACAUAACCCUAAGCAACAACUAUUUCACCCAAGUCGGCCCACAGUGCCGAAAGUUAAUCACAGCUCAAAGGCUCCACGUCCAAGGAAACUGCCUUCCGGGCUUCCGGUGCCAAAAGACCGCAACCGAAUGCGCCACUUUCUUCUGUAAACCAAGGAGCUGCCCACGAGCUAACACGUUCAACUAUGUUCCUUGUAAACUCCCCGCGGUGGCUGCGGUUGCUUCAGUUCAUGAUAUGGUUCCUCCUUCGCCUCGUUCGUAUGCCGCCCUUGAAACACCUCAACCUCUCCCUAAUAGACGCGUUUAAUGAUGUGAUGUAAUUCUCGUUCUUUCUUUUGGCCUAUAAUUUCCUAUCCUCUAUGUAAACGAGAUUAUUGGAAUUACUUUGGUUGCAGCUAGCCGCCCCUACUUAAACAUUAUAAAUUAAUGCCAAC